AUGGACCGCACGCUACCCGAACUCCCCGCUACCGCGGAAGAAAUGACAGAUGCCCAGUACGCUGCGCUCUUGGCCGAAUAUUUGGCUCGCGCCGGGUUGGGCGCGGCAGAUGAUCACGACAUGGACGCAGGCAUCACGGAGGUGGGAGAUGGCGUUAGGAAUAUGAGCAUGGAACCCGCCGCCCCCCGCACGCAUCCGGAAAAGCGCGCGGCUCGGAAGGACGCUUCGAAGCCCCCAGGUCCAUCGCAGACAAGCGCAUCGAGCUCUACGAAGGGGAAGGCGUCGGAUCGUCGCGAUCCCCCUGCGGUCCACGUUCCGGCACCGAUCGCGUCCACGUCCCGAACCACCCCUCCUCGCGCACGGCCGGUCAAGCCCGCCGUCGCAACGAGGCCGUCUCCUAGCGCGACCGAAUCCGAGCCCCCCGCGAAAAGACCUAGACCCAACCCCGCCGAACCGACGGGUUCUGGAGCGUCGCCGGCCUUCUCGCGCGACUUAUCGACCAGAGCUGCCCUCAAGGCCACUUCCGCCAUCAAGAGGGUAGCUUCCGACCCGACGGAGGAUCCGUCGGCCGUCGCCGCCCGUUUGUCGCCGGACCCUCGCCUGCGAGAUACGGGCGUUUCCCGUAGUUCGUCCGCGCCAAUCCGCGGAUCGAACGCCGGGGGUCAGUCCGCGACCGGUACGGGCCCGUCUUCGGCUACGGCUGCGGACGCCGCCGCUGCUGCCGCCGCCGCACUCGCUGCAUUGCGGUCCCACGACCUUCUAGACGCUGAGAGUCCGAUCGGACCCGACGUGGACCGCAUCGCCCCAGCCGCGAUGCAGAAGCUCGAGCACAUCGCGUCGCGCCUCAACGCCCUCGGCGACAUCGAAGAACGCCUCGCGACGCUGGUGGAUACCGUGCGGGCGACCCAAGAGGCGUCCGUUCCAUCGACUUCGGAUCGCGAGGGCGUCCGAAGGACCCUCGAGGACCUCGCACGGACGGUGUCAGAUAUCCGCGCCGCGUCGGAUGUUCAGACCGCGCUCCUCGAGAAAAACGCGACGGUCAUCGCGGACGUCCAACAGCUGCUCGGCAAGAUUUCCGGAUCCUUGGUGUCUUUAUCCGGGACGUUGGUGGAGCUCAGCAGGGGCGUCGAAAAGUUAGCGGCGACCGGACGCCCACCAGCUGCAUUCCCUAUGGCUACCCGCAACGCCGCAUCCAUCUUUAACGUCCGUCGCGUCGGAGCCACCCCGAUGGCUCAUUCGGCGAGCAAUGACAGCACCGGUAGUAAAAGGAAGGCUACGGCUUCGCCGGAUGCGAAGAGGGACGCCAAAAGGGCUGACACCGGAGUGAUGUCCGCCGGAUGGGCAUCCGAAGAUCAUCGCCGCUCUGGACGCGAGCAGAGGAUAUCCAAAGAGCGCCUUCGCUACGCGUCAUGGCUGUUCAACUCGGAAUGCUCGGGCGAUGACACGGAACUCGCGCUCUCCGCCGACAACGACGACGAGGACGAGGACGACGAGGAUCCGUUCCGCCAGGCCCUCGAUUUCAUGCUAGCCGACAUGUCUAAGGAGCUGGACGACAUGUGGAAGUCGCAGGAUGGUACGAUCCCUUGGUAG
Messenger RNA from Punctularia strigosozonata HHB-11173 SS5, 1590 nucleotides. RefSeq lists its product as uncharacterized. Bases 1 to 1590 code for a protein of 529 amino acids. The transcript is spliced from 8 exons. NCBI's taxonomy places the organism in Eukaryota, Fungi, Basidiomycota, Agaricomycetes, Corticiales, Punctulariaceae. The record is from RefSeq and is a predicted model, not a curated record.